AUGUCACAACCACAAAGAGGAGGUGUACCUAAUUACAUGGACAAUGUCAUGUCAAGAUUUGGCCAUCACUUGUCUCCAAAUCAACGAACAUUUAUAUCAGAAUCAAUGGUGCCUACUUUGCAAUCAGCAAAACCAGGCAGCUAUGAAUUGCCCUACGAAGCUUCCUCAGCAGCCAUUAUACAACCUCACAUUCAUUCAGCUGGUACCACCAAUAAAGUAAUCAAUUCAUAUGACGCUUCUGUAGACAUGAAAACCUAG
Molecule: messenger RNA, 258 nt
Organism: Mucor velutinosus
Lineage: Eukaryota; Fungi; Mucoromycota; Mucoromycetes; Mucorales; Mucoraceae
Product: pheromone-regulated protein prm10
Exons: 1
Coding region: 1-258 (85 amino acids)
Source: RefSeq, a predicted model, not a curated record